Molecule: messenger RNA, 1406 nt
Organism: Xenopus tropicalis (tropical clawed frog)
Lineage: Eukaryota; Metazoa; Chordata; Amphibia; Anura; Pipidae
Gene: polr3g
Product: polymerase (RNA) III (DNA directed) polypeptide G (32kD)
Exons: 8
Coding region: 186-836 (216 amino acids)
Biological process (GO): transcription by RNA polymerase III
Cellular component (GO): RNA polymerase III complex; nucleus
Source: RefSeq, a predicted model, not a curated record
CCUAAUUAGUUUAGAAUCAGUUACACUGCCUGAUGCUCGUUAGGACUUGCUGACAAGCACUGCCCCCACUGGCUUAUCCCUACUGCACCAGGAUUUACUUGUGAAUGUCAUUGUAACGCAGAUUUGGUGAAUCAGCCGAGUUCUAUGUUUGAUUCAUCAGCGAGAAAUUAUAUCAGACUGAAGUAAUGGCUGCCAAAGGGAGGGGAAGGGCUGCCUUUACAUUUGACAUCCAAGCAAUUGGAUUUUCAAGAGGUGAAUCUUUGCCAGAGACUCAGCUAACACCACUGCCAAUCUUUCCAUCUACAGAAUUCAAACCUGUACCUCUGAAAAUAGGGGAGGAUCAAGAUUAUAUACUUGCAUUAAAACAAGAAAUGCGAAAAACUAUGAAAUGCCUUCCAUACUAUAUGGGAGCAAAAGCUGACAAACAAAGCAUUGAAAGGUACAGUAAAAAGUAUGAAAUAGAGGCUGAAAGAAAAUUACAAAGAGAAUGGACACCAGACUGGCGAAUUCUUCCAAGGGAGAUGAAAGCUGUAAAGACAAAGAAAAAGAAGAGCAAGACUAGUACCAAACAGGCAGAAGGGAAAAAACCAGGCCCUGAGACUGACAUCUUGAAAAAAAUAGAGGAACUGGAGAAAAAGGGUGAUGGUGAAGAGAAAUCAGAUGAAGAAACUGAGAAAAAAAAGGAAGGAGAGGAGGGGGAGGAAGAGGAGGAGGGCGAGCCAGAAAUUGAAGAUGAAGAGGAACAUGAGGAAGAAAAUGAUUAUAUUUCUUCCUAUUUUGACAAUGGAGAUGCUUUUGAGGGCAGUGAUGACAACAUGGAUGAAGCCACCUACUAAAUAUUUAAAUACAUUGCUUUACAGAAUAUUUUUUUUAUUUCAAUGGGACAAAUUUGUGUACUGCUUCUCAUGUAUACUGUUUAUCAGCCAAUGCAACAAAACUUCUGGCCCUCCAUGUUACCAGUGCUUAUGUUCUAGGUACAAUUGCUGUGCCACUAGCUCUGUAUCCAGUUCUAAACUCACUGCAUCUGCAGCCUCCAAAUGAUGGAUGAUGGCCAUGCACCGAAGACUAAGUAUUGGGCAAAGCAUAAUGUCACCGUACAUAGAAAUUGUUCAGCUAAAAGAGCUCUACAUAGAAUGGUAUUGAUUUAUGUUUUCCUUAUGUAUGGAUUAGGGAGCAAAUUAAUUUAUGUAUGAUAUAAAGUUAUUGUAAUGCUAAAAAGAACUGUUUAUUUCAUGAGAAAUUUGUAUAGUGUCAGCAGAUGUUGAAUAAACUGUUGGUAUAUUUAGGGACAGUGAAAUCAGGUGCUAAUGGCCUCACUACUGGGCUAAUGUUGGUAUGAUGAAACUAACAAGAAGUACUGCAAUCUGAUUCUGUUGUAUUUAAUAAAGAAUUCACCCUUCACUAGC